Alosa sapidissima (American shad) is the source of this 4614-nucleotide messenger RNA. Its product is annotated as glutamate receptor ionotropic, kainate 1. Gene Ontology annotation, biological process: monoatomic ion transport; modulation of chemical synaptic transmission; synaptic transmission, glutamatergic. Bases 1183 to 3795 code for a protein of 870 amino acids. Lineage: Eukaryota; Metazoa; Chordata; Actinopteri; Clupeiformes; Clupeidae. The transcript is spliced from 16 exons. Gene Ontology annotation, cellular component: presynaptic membrane; postsynaptic membrane; kainate selective glutamate receptor complex. Gene Ontology annotation, molecular function: kainate selective glutamate receptor activity; transmitter-gated monoatomic ion channel activity involved in regulation of postsynaptic membrane potential. The record is from RefSeq and is a predicted model, not a curated record.
UUGUUGAUCCUUUCACCAACAAACUUGUGCAUGUGCACCUAAUUAACUUUUUAAAUACUGUACAACCACCCUCACUCGCCUUCUCACUUGAUAUACCACACAGUAGCCUACAGAACUGCCUCUUCAUCAUAAUCCUUCUCAUAAUGCAUGCAAAUCCACAGUGAGCCAUAUAAACAAACAAUUUCUUAUCCAUUAAUAAUUUCCUGGAUCACUCCACCAGCGUAAAGUAACGUUGCAAAUAAUAACGUUGCCAGUGCCACUAAAUACAUCAUCCGUGACCACCAAGUUACCCGAGGACCUAGAGAAGGUGAUCCAUUUUUGUUUGUUUGUUUGUUUUCAGUGGAAUCCAUAUUAGAUAAACAGGGGUGAUGCUGUGAAGCUAUUGUUGUUCUGCAUUUCAGAAGCCUGAGCACAUGCGCCAAGAAGUCGAGUAUGGAUCUAGGAUAAACAUCUGAAGAAAGCAAUCAGAGUCGGACUCUAAGUAUUCUACUGCAUCUUCCAAGGACUUUUCCCCAACAAAAUGGAUUCCUAAUGUGGGUGGCCUUAUUGUAAUGUGGGUUAAAGUGCAAGAGGGCAAAGUAAUUGGUUAUCUCUCUAUCAGACUGUGGUAAAUAAAACUGUUGGGGAGGUAGUUUAAUCUUUCAGUGAGCGUCAGUGCCCGUUGCGGAGAUUAGAUCUGCGUUUCCAUCAGGACUAGAGCAAAGAUUUAAUCAUUCCUCGGUGUACCAAAGCAAAGACGUUGUCGGGGUCGACUGUUGCCAGAUUUGAAGUUAAUCUUCCGAACGUAUCCAUGUUUGCGGAUCAGCGGCUUGCCCGUGCCCUCGUUUGAGUACGCGCACGGAGAAGGACGCGCUCGUCUACCCGAGGUUCACCGACCCGAGUUUCUGCUCAGUUCGAGUCUGCCCAAGGAGGAAUUUAUUAUGGAUGUACGAAUGGACAACUUGAGAUGGAGACAGCUCGACUUCUUUGGAUGUUUGUUGUAGUAGGGUAUCACAAGGAUGUCCUCUGUGAUUUGGUCAAUUACUAACAGCUUAAGAAGCAUCAUUGUCACGGACUGUUUAAUGGAGAAGAUACCGGUUCGAUGCCAAUUGUUCAUCCAUGACGGAUACAAGAAUCGUAAAAUUGCCAGCAUGAAUAAAAACUAUAAGAAUCAAUGUUAAAAUCGAUUCUUCAACGUGUACCAUGGCGAAAAGGAUGGGACUGUUAUUUUCGCUGCUGUACUUGGUGGCAGAGUUUGGUCUGAGUUCGCAGCAAGUCCUUAGAAUCGGGGGUAUAUUUGAGACCCUUGAGAAUGAGCCUAUAAGCGUUGAAGAACUGGCCUUCAAAUUUGCUGUGACCAACAUAAACAGAAACAGGACCUUAAUGCCAAACACCACUUUGACCUACGACAUCCAGAGAAUAAACCUGUUUGACAGCUUUGAGGCCUCUAGAAGAGCCUGUGAUCAGCUGGCUCUGGGCGUGGCAGCCGUGUUCGGCCCGUCUCACAGCUCCUCGGUCAGUGCCGUCCAGUCCAUCUGUAAUGCACUGGAGGUGCCCCACAUCCAGACCCGCUGGAAGCACCCGUCCGUGGACAACAAGGACAGCUUCUACAUCAACCUCUACCCCGACUACGCCUCCAUCAGCCGGGCGGUGCUGGACAUCGUGCAGUAUUACAAGUGGAAGCAGGUCACCGUUGUCUAUGAGGAUGCAACCGGGUUAAUUCGUCUGCAAGAGUUGAUCAAAGCCCCGUCCAGAUACAGCAUCAAGAUCAAAAUCCGUCAGCUCCCAGCUGGAAAUAAGGACGCGAGGCCGCUACUCAAGGAGAUGAAGAAAGGGAAGGAGUUUUACGUCAUCUUCGACUGCUCUUAUCAAACAUCUGCAUAUGUCCUCAAGCAGCUGCUGUCCAUGGGAAUGAUGACCGAGUAUUACCACUUCUUCUUCACCUCUCUGGACCUCUUUGCCCUGGACUUGGAGCCGUACCGCUACAGUGGCGUCAACAUGACAGGCUUCCGGCUCCUCAACAUCGACAGCCCUCAGGUGGCCGCUGUGGUGGACAAGUGGUCCAUGGAGCGCCUGCAGGCUCCUCCCAAACCCGAGACAGGGCUGCUGGACGCCAUGAUGACGACGGAGGCAGCCCUGAUGUACGAUGCUGUGUACAUGGUGGCGGCGGCGUCCCAGCGAGCCUCCCAGAUCACGGUCAGCUCCCUACAAUGCCACCGGCACAAGCCCUGGCGCUUCGGCUCACGGUUCAUCAACAUGUUCAAAGAGGUGCAAUGGGGCGGCUUGACGGGGCAAAUCAUAAUAAACAAGACGGAUGGGUUGAGGAAGGAUUUUGACCUGGACGUCAUCAGCCUGAAGGAGGAUGGCAUGGAGAAGACGUUUAUAGAGGGCACUAGCCGACUAAAUAAAGUGUGGAAGAAGAUUGGCGUAUGGAACUCCAACACAGGCCUUAAUUUGACUGACAGCAACAAAGACAAGUCAACAAAUGUCACAGACUCAAUGGCAAAUCGGACACUCGUAGUCACAACAAUUCUGGAAAAUCCCUAUGUGAUGCACAAGAAGUCUGACAAGCCGUUGUAUGGUAAUGACCGCUUUGAGGGCUACUGUCUGGACCUGUUGAAGGAGUUGUCCAACAUUCUGGGUUUCUCAUAUGAGGUGAAACUAGUGUCCGAUGGCAAGUACGGAGCGCAGAAUGACAAAGGGGAGUGGAACGGCAUGGUCAGAGAGCUCAUAGACCACGUGGCAGACCUGGCUGUCGCUCCUCUGACGAUCACCUAUGUGCGGGAGAAAGUCAUCGACUUCUCCAAACCCUUCAUGACUCUGGGCAUUAGUAUUCUCUACCACAAGCCCAAUGGCACCAACCCGGGGGUGUUUUCCUUCCUCAACCCCCUGUCGCCCGACAUCUGGAUGUAUGUACUGCUGGCCUGCCUGGGCGUUAGCUGUGUGCUGUUUGUCAUUGCAAGGUUUACGCCGUACGAGUGGUACAACCCUCACCCAUGCAACCCUGACUCAGAUGUGGUGGAGAAUAAUUUCACCCUAAUCAACAGUGUAUGGUUCGGUGUGGGAGCUCUGAUGCAGCAAGGAUCAGAGCUGAUGCCCAAAGCUCUUUCCACGAGGAUCGUUGGAGGAAUCUGGUGGUUUUUCACGCUGAUCAUUAUAUCCUCCUACACUGCCAACUUAGCUGCCUUCCUCACGGUGGAGAGGAUGGACUCGCCCAUCGACUCGGCCGACGACUUGGCCAAGCAGACGAAAAUCGAGUAUGGUGCCGUAAGAGAUGGCUCGACCAUGACAUUCUUCAAGAAAUCGAAGAUCUCCACGUAUGAGAAGAUGUGGGCGUUCAUGAGUAGUAGGAAGAAUACGGCCCUGGUGAAAAACAACCGCGAGGGCAUCCAGAGAGUGCUGACCACUGACUACGCACUGCUCAUGGAGUCCACCAGCAUCGAGUACAUCAGCCAGAGGAACUGCAAUCUCACACAGAUCGGAGGCCUCAUCGACUCCAAGGGCUACGGAGUAGGGACCCCCAUUGGCUCUCCGUACCGGGACAAGGUGACCAUCGCCAUCCUGCAGCUGCAGGAGGAAGGGAAGCUGCACAUGAUGAAGGAGAAGUGGUGGCGUGGAAACGGCUGCCCCGAGGAGGACAGCAAGGAGGCCAGCGCUUUGGGCGUAGAGAACAUCGGCGGCAUCUUCAUCGUGCUGGCCGCGGGCCUCGUGCUCUCCGUGUUCGUGGCCAUCGGCGAGUUCAUCUACAAGUCGCGCAAGAACCUGGACAUGGAGGAGGUGAGUGUUGGCCAGUGUGAGUGGCACAACAAGUACUGACCCGAGAGUGGGCGUGGCCCCCCCCCCACAAGAGUCCCCCUGGUGCACAAAGCGACUCGCGGAAUUGAUCAGUUGAUCGACGAUCGAUUUCACGAUCAUGUUAGGGAACUUGUGCCCAGCGUUAGUUUGGGAUGUCGGCCCACGCAGAUCAGCUGGCCGUGUAUCCAACAGACGCUUUGGAGGUUUGAGGUUUGAGGUUUGAAUCGUGACUGGUGCCUGGACUUGCCACCAAGGAGUUCACCAUGUUGUAGAUUAGUCCAUGUUUGAUGUAGCGAUUAGAGUGGAAAGAAAACUUGAAGACAUGUUUCUCUUUACACAGAUAUUAUCCUCUCUUUUCUUAUUUAUGGUGAGACAUCUCACUUUUUAAGACACGGCAUACUGGACUUGACUGUUGACUUUUCAUGUAUUUUUAUUUCAUUUUAUUUUGUCUAUUUCACAUGGAAUUCAUCUGGAUUCUCUUCUUAACUUCAAAAUAUUAUCAAUUGAGAUUUUAUUGGUAACUUGUGGUGCAUAUAUGUACAUGUUCUCCAUGGACUUCAAGAAGAAACAAUUAUUGAAUGAUAAUUUUAUGAUUGUUUGUAUAUCCAGGUAUGAAUAUUCCAUAUAAGUUCAUUUCCAGAUAUUCUUUUGAUUUACAUUCUUUUCAAUAUCCACUGCCAGUUACUCAUGGACAGAGAAUCGUUUUGCUUUAUUCAAUUUUCCAUUGUUAAUGUUCAUAUUUUCUGAUUUUAUGUUAUAUGAAAGUUAUGAAAUGCAUGUUGAAGUUCCAUUAUGUAUCAGUUGCUUAAUGACUCUUAAAUUGUGUGACAACAUUACCAA